Racocetra fulgida is the source of this 814-nucleotide messenger RNA. The record is from the annotation of a GenBank genome assembly. NCBI's taxonomy places the organism in Eukaryota, Fungi, Glomeromycota, Glomeromycetes, Diversisporales, Gigasporaceae.
AUUACCGAACUUAGAAAGAAAUAUGCUAAUGUUGAGGUCGAAAAGGCUGAACUUGAGGCUAAGAAUACCGAGCUUUUAAAACAGAUUAUGGAAGAAAACAGCAAACGAGAGGCUGAUCAUGCAAAACUUAAAGAAGAUACUACUAACCUCAAGACCAAAAACACCGAGCUUGAAGCUGAGAUAGCGAAAUUAAGACAUGAUAUUGAGGAAAUCAAAAAGAAAGAUCAAACCAUUACUAAUACACAGGAUGCAUUUUCUACAGAAGAGAUUUCGUCUACUUCAUCUGAUAAUGUAUCAAAUUCUAAUGAACUUAAUAAUAUUUCAAAUUCUGAUGUAUCCGAUAACACUUUUUCAGAAACUAAAUCUUUUAAAGAUAGGGAGAUCGAAUUUCUGGAACGGGUACACAAAGAACAGGUUAGAAAUGGGAUUAGAGAAAAAAAGCUAUUACAAAAUAAUGAAGCAUCUCAUAACCAAGAUCCUUUAUUAUAUGAUAAAGAUAAUUCAUCAGAGCAAUCCAAUUUAUCAUAUGAAAUAAAAACCGUUACCAAUGGUAACGAUCAGAACUUGGAAUUGGCAUCUGAUACAAAAACUGUUAAUAUUGAUAAUAAUGCAGAAUUAUAUUCUUCUGAUUUAUCUGACGAAGUAUCGGGACUUGAUAGGAAUCAAAUUACUGAACAGACUUUAAAGCAAGAUUUUACUAAAUCUACUGUUAUAGUAAAAUCCAAUGAGAUAGAUAAUGAACUCUCUUUGGAGAAAAUAAUCGAGGGUUCUACGCAACGCUUGGCUUAUUGGUUUGAAAAAGCCAUCAAAUCCG